AGGCAAACACAAAAAUCUCCACUUUCAUCCAAUGGUUAACAGUGCUACCCUGGCAAUAACACCCUCAGACUUUGUCAAUUUCGCCAGGGCUACAGGGCAUGAGCCCAUAGUAAUUGAUAUGAUAGAGCCAACAUACUGUUAGAACAGAAUUUUGAUGUAUUUAUUAUGAUUAACAUAGCAUUUAUGUGGACAUUCAUUUUUGACUAAAAUUUUCCCAAAAAUGUGGACUGCAUGGUAAUAUGUUCAUAUCAAGGGCUUAGUCAGCGAGCCGUCCGACCAACAAUCAUUUAGGACGGCUUGGCUUACUCAGCUCGGCCUACUGUAUGGUAGUUGGGCCUGGUUUACAUUUAGCAAAUUCUUUAUAUUCCUCAAAUUUAUUAAAUGUUGCAUUAAUCUAUUAAGGCUCACACUAAAGCAUAUUUACGUUAUUUUUAUACCGACAUUCGGUGGGGAUUCCAAAAAAGUUAAGGCUAAACCAUUGUCUACACGGUCACAUCACAUGUAUGUCAUGUUAAAACAUAUUUAUACCCCGCUGGAAAAUGGAUGGUUUUUAAGUCGCCCACAAUGCAUGCACGUGGCUCAGCAAAUACAGUUGAGAUUUGGUUCCCCAAGAUAACAUUCUGUUUCGUAACUCCU
Anneissia japonica is the source of this 636-nucleotide messenger RNA. Its product is annotated as prolyl-tRNA synthetase associated domain-containing protein 1-like. Gene Ontology annotation, molecular function: aminoacyl-tRNA deacylase activity. Lineage: Eukaryota; Metazoa; Echinodermata; Crinoidea; Comatulida; Comatulidae. The record is from RefSeq and is a predicted model, not a curated record.